AUGGAAAUUUACGUUGAUGAUAUGGUGGUUAAAUCAGAUGAAAUGUUAGCACAUUGUUCAGAUUUGGGCGAAGCUUUUGGGGAACUCAGGAAGCAUAAUAUGAGACUUAAUCCAGAGAAGUGCUCAUUUGGGAUCCAGAGUGGAAAGUUUCUGGGUUUUAUGAUCACAAGAAGGGGAAUUGAGGUAAAUCCUGACAAAUGUAAGGCCAUUCUUGAAAUGCAAAGCCCCUCCUCAGUGAAAGAUGUGCAGAAAUUAACUGGAAGAAUUGCAGCUCUAGCAAGAUUCCUGCCGUGCUCCGAAGACAAAUCAGCUCCAUUUUUCCAAUGUCUAAGGAAAAAUAAGGUGUUUCAAUGGACAGAAGAAUGUGAAGUGGCGUUUCAAAAUUUAAAGGAGCAUUUAUCAAAGCCACCAAUAUUAUCAAAGCCAAUGCCAUGUAUUUCAUUGUCAAUGUUUAUUUCCAUAUCUGAUAAUGCUGUUAGCUCAGUCUUGUUGCAAGAAAUUAAAGAUGAUUUGAGAAUCAUAUAUUUUGUGAGUCAUGCACUCCAAGGAGCAGAAGUGAGAUAUCAAAAGAUUGAAAAGGCUGUCUUAGCCUUGAUUAUAUCCGCCAGGAAGUUAAGACCUUAUUUCCAAGGCUUUCCAGUGGUAGUCAAAACUGAUUUGCCACUUCGCCAAGUGUUGCAAAAGCCUGAUAUAGCGGGAAGAAUGGUUUCAUGGGCUGUAGAAUUGUCAGAGUUUGGGAUUUCAUUUGAGAAAAAAGGGCAAGUUAAAGCACAGACUUUGAUUGAUUUUGUUAAUGAGAUGUCUCCAGAAGAAAAGAAUGAAGAACAAAGUGAGUGGAGUUUGUCAGUGGAUGGUUCAUCUAAUGUCAAAGGCAGUGGAGCUGGAGUGAUUCUGGAAGGACCCGGAGGCGUGACAAUUGAACAAUCGUUAAAGUUUGAUUUCAAAUCAAGCAAUAAUCAAGCAGAGUACGAAGUCAUAAUUGCAGGUUUGAGACUCGCAAUUGAAAUGGGCGUACAGAAUAUCAGAAUCAAAACAGAUUCACAGAUAGUGUCAAGACAAAUUCAAGGAGAAUAUCAGGCGAAGGAUGCACAAUUGGCCAAGUAUUUGAUAAAAGCGCAGAAUUUAAUGAAGCAGGUGGAGAAAGUACAGAUUAAUCAUGUUCCGCGAGAGGAGAAUACAAGGGCUGACAUCUUGUCAAAAUUAGCAAGCACUAAGAAACCGGGGAAUAACAAAUCAGUAAUUCAGGAAGUUAUAAAUAGCCCAAGUGUGGAAAAUGAGGAAGUUAUGGCUAUUCCAAUGGUGAUUGAUCAAGAUUGGAUGACUCAAAUUAAGUUGUGUUUGGAAGCAGAGGGAGCUGAUUUGCAUUUGUUCACUAAAGAUCAGAUUCGUGAAGCAAGCCAUUAUACUCUUUUGGGCGAUCAAUUAUACAGAAGAGGAGUCGGGAUUCCAUUGUUGAGAUGCGUUUCUAAGGAGGAGGCUGAUAUAAUCAUGUUUGAGGUGCAUGAAGGAGUUUGUGCGAGUCAUGUAGGUGGAAGAUCUUUGGCUGCAAAAGUUUUGAGGGCAGGAUUUUAUUGGCCAACACUGAGGUCAGAUUGCAUGGAAUAUGCAAAAAGGUGUGAAAAGUGUCAGUUGUAUGCAGAUUUGCACAGAGCGCCGCCAGAAACAUUAAGUUCAAUGAGUUCAUCGUGGCCAUUUGCAAUGUGGGGCGUAGAUAUCUUGGGACCUUUCACUCCAGCAGAAAUGGGUAUUGAGAUGCGUUUUGCUUCUGUAGAGCACCUGCAGUCAAAUGGGCAAGUGGAGUCUGCAAAUAAGGUAAUUCUGAAUGGGAUCAAGAAACGUUUGGGUGAAGCAAAAGGGUUAUGGGCUGAUGAAUUGAUUACUGUUAUUUGGGCGUAUAAUACAACACCACAAUCAACCACUGGCGAAUCACCGUUUAAGUUGACUUAUGGAGUGGAUGCGAUGAUCCCCGUAGAAGUGCAAGAUAUGACGUUUAGGGUGGCAACGUAUAGUGAGGAACAUAAUGACGUGAAUAGGCUGGUGGAUUUGAAUUUGGCAGAGGAAACUAAUGCAGAAGUUCGUUUGAGACAAGCAGUGGUAAAGCAAAGAUCAGAAAGGCGUUACAAUUCAAGAGUAGUCCCAAGGCAAAUGGAAGUGGGCGAUUUAGUGCUGAGAAGAAAAACAAGAGGACCAGAUGAUUCAAAGCUGUCACCAAAUUGGGAAAGACCUUACAGAAUUCGCAGAGAAUUGGGACAAUGGGCGUAUCAUUUGGAAGAAUUGUCUGGGCGAAGGAUACCGAGGGCUUGGAAUGCACAUCAUCUUCGUUAUUAUUACAGUUGA
Molecule: messenger RNA, 2337 nt
Organism: Lotus japonicus
Lineage: Eukaryota; Viridiplantae; Streptophyta; Magnoliopsida; Fabales; Fabaceae
Exons: 2
Coding region: 1-2337 (778 amino acids)
Molecular function (GO): nucleic acid binding; RNA-DNA hybrid ribonuclease activity
Source: RefSeq, a predicted model, not a curated record